AGAGUUGGGGCCUGGCUAGAACCAUGAAGUGGCUGCUGCUGCUCAGUCUGGUGGCGCUCUCUGAGUGCCUCUACAAGGUCUCCCUCAUCAAAAAGAAGUCCUUGAGGAAGAACCUGAUCGAGCAUGGCCUGCUAAAGGACUUCCUGAAGAAUAACACCUUGGACCCAGCCAGCAAGUACUUCCCCCAGGGGGAGGCUGCCACCAUGAUAGCCAACCAGCCCCUGGUGAACUACCUGGAUAUGGAGUACUUCGGCACCAUCGGCAUCGGAACCCCCGCCCAGGAGUUCACCGUCAUCUUCGACACCGGCUCCUCCAACCUGUGGGUGCCCUCCAUCUACUGCUCCAGUCCUGCUUGCACCAACCACAACCGCUUCAACCCUCAGGAGUCGUCCACCUACCAGGCCACCAGCCAGACACUCUCGAUUGCCUAUGGCACUGGCAGCAUGACAGGCAUCCUCGGAUACGACACUGUCCAGGUUGGAGGCAUCGCUGACACCAAUCAGAUCUUCGGCCUGAGCGAGACUGAGCCCGGCUCCUUUCUGUAUUACUCUCCCUUCGACGGCAUCCUGGGGCUGGCCUACCCCAGCAUUUCCUCCUCCGGGGCCACACCUGUCUUUGACAACAUUUGGAACCAGGACCUGGUUUCCCAGGACCUCUUCUCUGUCUACCUGAGCUCCAAUGACCAGAGCGGCAGCGUGGUGAUGUUUGGUGGCAUCGACUCCUCUUACUACACCGGAAGUCUGAACUGGGUGCCUGUUUCUGCCGAGGGUUACUGGCAGAUCACCGUGGACAGCAUCACCAUGAAUGGAGAGGCCAUCGCCUGCGCCGAGGGCUGCCAGGCCAUCGUCGACACCGGCACCUCUCUGCUGUCCGGCCCAACCAGCCCCAUCGCCAACAUCCAGAGCUACAUCGGAGCCAGUGAGAACUCGAAUGGCGAGAUGGUGGUCAGCUGCUCAGCCAUCAGCAGCCUGCCCGACAUCGUCUUCACCAUCAAUGGCAUCCAGUACCCUGUGCCAGCCAGUGCCUACAUCCUGCAGGACGAGGGGGGCUGCACCAGCGGCUUCCAGGGCAUGAACAUCCCCACCGCCUACGGAGAGCUUUGGAUCCUGGGUGAUGUCUUCAUCCGCCAGUACUUUGCUGUCUUCGACAGGGCAAACAAUCAGGUCGGCCUGGCUCCCGUGGCUUAAGCCUAAGUCUUUCUAUCCACUUCCCAGGAAGAUCUGGCCUCCGUCCUGCACCCACUUUAGAUGUAUAUAAUUAAUUCUCCUGACUGUCCUUCCCAGGGGAAUGUGGAGGUCUUGGCCCUGUUCCCUGUCCUACCAAUAAUGUAGAAUAAAAACACAACCUCCUG
Molecule: messenger RNA, 1351 nt
Organism: Callithrix jacchus (white-tufted-ear marmoset)
Lineage: Eukaryota; Metazoa; Chordata; Mammalia; Primates; Cebidae
Gene: PGA
Product: pepsin A-like
Biological process (GO): proteolysis
Cellular component (GO): extracellular exosome
Molecular function (GO): aspartic-type endopeptidase activity
Source: RefSeq, marked provisional